Oryzias melastigma (Indian medaka) is the source of this 4254-nucleotide messenger RNA. RefSeq names its product stromal interaction molecule 1a (gene stim1a). Lineage: Eukaryota; Metazoa; Chordata; Actinopteri; Beloniformes; Adrianichthyidae. The transcript has 15 exons. The record is from RefSeq and is a predicted model, not a curated record. Gene Ontology annotation, cellular component: plasma membrane; endoplasmic reticulum. Gene Ontology annotation, biological process: activation of store-operated calcium channel activity; store-operated calcium entry; intracellular calcium ion homeostasis. Gene Ontology annotation, molecular function: calcium channel regulator activity; calcium ion binding. The coding region runs from base 323 to 2416 and encodes 697 amino acids.
GUUCGACUCCAAUACCUAUUCCAGACGGUAGGGGGCAGCAUCGGUGAAUGAUAUCUUGUGACUUUAACGUAGAGCAAGACGCGCUCGCUGCGGCUUUUUCGGUUGUAUCUGCUGAUCGGCUGUAGGGACUUCGUACGGUAGGUGGAGUUCGCUUUGCUUUCUGCUCCGCGGGACCAGGCUUCUGCUGCGAUGUUGAAACAGAGCUGAAAUUACAAACUUUCUGAGUCUGAUACAUCAAAGCAGUGGGUGGCAGCUGUUGUUGUGAAAUUCUUUCCCUGAGUAAGAUGGUUCUUAAAGCUAACCUCAAAGGCUAUAAGAAGGCAUGGAGCUCCACAAAUCUGUGACCUUGUGGAUGUUUUUCUUGUGCUUGAUUGGAGAAAGCAGGACUGAAAAACAACCGGACGGUCAAGCAUCCGAUAAUGGUUUGACAGAUUUUUGCCGCUUCGACGAGCCGCUCUGCAAAGACGAGAACGCUCGCCUGAGCUUCGAGGCCAUCCGCAGCAUCCAUAAGCAGAUGGAUGAUGACGCUAACGGCAACGUAGACAUAGUGGAGACAGACGGCUUCCUCAGAGAGGAUCUGAACUACCAUGACCCCAAGGCUAAGCACAACACUUUCCAUGGUGAUGACCAGUUCAUCAGUGUAGAAGACUUGUGGAACGCAUGGAAAGGUUCUGAAGUGUAUAACUGGACAGUGGAUGAGAUGGUGAAAUGGCUCAUCACUUGUGUAGAACUACCACAAUACGUGGAUGCAUUUCGGAAGAUGAAUUUUAAUGGGAGUACAAUGCCACGGCUUGCUGUAAAAAACACCACCCUGACUCUGUCUAUUCUGAAGAUUUUGGACCGCAGCCACGUGCAAAAAUUACAGCUAAAAGCCUUAGACACCGUGCUUUUUGGAGCACCUUUGAUGAACAGGCAUAACCACUUGAAGGACUUCAUGCUGGUUGUGUCAAUAGUAAUAGGAAUGGGAGGCUGCUGGUUUGCCUACAUACAGAACCGCUACUCAAAGGACCACAUGAAGAAGAUGAUGAAAGAUCUGGAGGGCCUGCAGAGAGCUGAGCAGAGUUUGCAUGACCUGCAACAGAAGCUGCAGAUCGCACAAGAGGAGCACCGGACAGUUGAGGUGGAGAAGGUGAACCUGGAACAAAAGCUGAGGGACGAGAUCAACGCCGCUAAGCAAGAGGCCUCGCGGCUCAGGGAGCUCAGAGAAGGAACUGUAAACGAGCUGAGCCGCCAAAAGUACGCAGAGGAGGAGCUGGAACAGGUACGUAUGGCCCUGAAAAAAGCAGAGAAGGAGCUGGAGUCCCGGUGUAGCUGGUCACCACCCGAGUCUCUCCAGAAGUGGCUGCAGCUCACCCAUGAGGUGGAGGUGCAGUACUACAACAUCAAGAAGCAAAAUGCAGAACGGCAGCUUCUCAUGGCCAAAGAAGGGGCAGAGAAGAUAAAGAAAAAGAGGAACACUCUCUUUGGGACUUUCCAUGUGGCUCACAGCUCUUCUCUGGAUGAUGUGGACCACAAAAUCUUGGCAGCAAAACAAGCCCUCAGUGAAGUGACAGCCGCCCUGCGGGAGAGGCUGCAUCGCUGGCAGCAGAUAGAGUUCCUGACGGGCUUUGCCAUCGUCAACAACCCCGGCCUCCCCUCGCUGGUGUCGGCCCUCAACCUCGACCCCAGCUUCAUGGGCGGCAGGGCCACACCCCAGCACUUCCCCAUGUCCGACGACAUGGAGGAGCUGGACGACUGCGUCAUGCCUGGAAUUCUACAAUAUGGCGGCCAACAUCUGGAGCGGCGAGCCAGUGACUUGUGGUCCAUUUCUUCAGAGUGUCCCAUGAGGAAAUACCGUGCUCCCAGUAUGGUGUCUCUGCGCAAAUCCCACAUUGACCCCCAGCUGGCUUUGGGCUCCCAGAGGGACCUAAACCGCUCCGACUCAGACUCCUCCCUUUCCCUCUCCCAAUUCGGUGACCGGUUUUGCGCCACCAGCCCCAGAGGCCACCACGUCAAGCCCGUUUCUUUCAUGCACGGCCACGCGGACGACACGGUGUCGCUGCACGCCUUCAGCCACAACGGAGGAAACCGCAUCCCGGAGGAAGGCGCCAAAGAGACCCUCUGCGACAGCCCCAUUCUCAUGAAGAAAAUUUCCGACAUGGAGAAGUCUCCCAGCCUGGGGGACAUCCACAGCUAUUCAGAGUCGUCCCGCUCUUUCAGUCCUAACUCUACCGAACCCGACACGCCAUCGCCACCAGGAGGGCAGAUCGGGAUCAUAGGGGCCAAAGGCAGCACCCGCAUCCCACAGUUAUCCUCCAAGAAGAGUCCUCUGGAGGAAGACAGCGGCUCGACGGGGGACGACACGGAUUCCAACGCCAGCCGCAAGAAACUCCCCUUCAAGAUCUUUAAGAAACCAAGAAAUAAGAGCUCCAACUAAAGGAAGUUUGAGCUGCUUGACUGUAUUUCCUGUCUAGUCUGUUGGUGUCUUGAAGUCUCGGGCGUCAGUUUUGGUCAAACGAUGGCACACUUUGUUACCAUUUAGUUGUAGGUUCCACCUACUUUGUGGGAGCAACCAGCUGUUCUUCUCGAGCUGCUUAUGGGGGGGACGAGGAGAAAGGGGCAGAACUGUACAUUUGAAUGAAUGUAAAGUAUUAUUUAUUCCUGCAGGUUGAACAGUUCCUCCUCUCAGUUGUUUUCUUUCUCAUUCGGAAAGCUAUAACGAUUUUUGCAUGUCUUCACUUUGGUUUGACUGCUAUGCCAAUGCUCGUGGUGUUUGUUUGUUUUUUUGUUUUCUUUUUGUUUUGUCGAUAACCUGCUUAGAAAAACAACACUCGAUGUUACUUUAAUAUGUACUACCUAUUCUACAAAAACUGUACGUGUACUUCCCGCUUUCCCCCCUUUCCUUUUUAUCUUCUUUGAUGGGUACAAGCUUUUGUUUCUUUGCGUUGGAAGAAAAAUGAAAAAUUCAGGGGAACUUUAAGGAGAGCAGUGAUAGUAAAAAAUAAAUAAAAACUUAACUGUAAUAGUAUUAUUUAAACAUUGACUUGUUUAUAUGGGUAAUCUAAAAAGCACACCAUUUUGUAAAGAUGACAGCAGAACAAUCAAAAAGAAGUUUUAUGUUUUUCACUCUACUGUUUUGUUUAUUUUAUGAGCAAUUUUUGCAUUUAAAAGGUAUGUCAUUAAACUUGCAUGUAGGAAUCUGAAAUAUUUGGGCGAGAAAAAAAAAAAUCCUGAAAAUUAGUGAAAUUCUUUCUCUUUUGUUUUUAAAUUCUCCAACAUUUUUUCAGUUUGUGCGAGAAACUCAAAUUAGCAUCCUCUCUCCCUCAUGUAGCCGUUCACGUUUUACUUUCAAGUCAUAGGUGAGUAAUGUAAAGCUGCACAGCAGGUUGUCGGUAAGGGCUACAGUUACAGAGAAAAUCUUUUGUGCAAGAUAAACAAAUCUAGUUUAAACCACUUCAGUUUUCUCAGAAGUUAUGGAAAAAGAAAAAGUCAGUUAACAAAAAAAAGUGCCAAAUUCUUGCCUUUGUCAGAGGCCUUUGUAUCUGUCGUGCGUCAAACCCCUUGAGCCGAUUUUUAAAAAAGUGCAACACGACCAGUACUGUAUACUUCAUUGCCGAAUGUCCAAGGGUAAUUUUCUUUUUUUCUGUAACGGUAUCGUCAGUAAAGCUUGUUUACAUUUGUUGCAGCUGAUUCCUGUCUUUGGGUUUCAAUUGAAAAAGGAUCUCGUGCCAGUUUUAUUGAGAGUUGCUUAACUGAAGCACAAAACUAUGCAUAUGUAGUAGUAGGCUUUGUAGUAUUGGACGCCGGUACUUUAAGGGUGCUCCUGGUGAAUGAACAACCAAAAAGUGCUGCAGAAGACUCCACACUGCAUCAUAAUGUAACGGAUGGUCAGAAUGUAACGGACACAUUUAAGAAACCAGCCAGAAAAAAAAACAAAAAAGACAAAAGUUUCCUACUACCGUACUUUUUUUAAACUUCUUUGUACCAUUUUUGCACGACAGCUGUAACACAGUGUGUGUGUGUGUGUGUGAGAGUGAGUGACCGUCUCCUCCCGGUAUAAUGCACUGUAAUGUUGAUGCAUGUCAACUGUCCUAAUGAAACCUGUGGCGGGUUAAAAAUGGAGUUCAAGGCUCUCUGACUUAUCGCUUCUUUCCGAGCUUCUAUUUAAAGAUACGAGCAAGUAUAUUUGUACAGAGAAAAUAAUUUUGCAUCUACUGUGGUGGUUUGGACUUUAAUGGCACUCCUGCAUGAAAGCAAUAAACUAUUUUGAAUGAA